Molecule: messenger RNA, 441 nt
Organism: Rotaria socialis
Lineage: Eukaryota; Metazoa; Rotifera; Eurotatoria; Philodinida; Philodinidae
Source: the annotation of a GenBank genome assembly
AUGGCUGCAGCUGCAACUAAUACUCCUACACGUGGUCAUUUACUUCACGUGGGCUUUAUGGUACCAUUAAAUGAAUUAAUGUUUGAAAAUGAAGUAUUAGAACGUGAACUUGGCCGUCUAAAUUUACGCUUCAACACUUAUUCAGCUGUUCUUUUCUAUAAAACUUCGGAUCAAGGCAGUCUACAUGGCUGGUUUGAACAACGAAAACGUUCAAGUCUUACAUCGAAGGCUCCUAUUGAAUUGAAAAAAGAUAUUUCCCGAGGAUUAUUUGGCGAACGCAAACCAUUUGUUGAGCGUAUUCAAGUACCAUGUUUUCCUUAUAAAUGUGAUGCUAAUGCGGGCUUCAUUGAAUGUGAAGCCUUUGCAACUUUCAAAGAGGAAUAUAGAAACAAACGAGAAACGUUACAAUCACAACAAGCGGAACAGCCUGGUGUAUUAUAG